GUUUAGUGCAUUCCAUAUCACGCCCAUCACUCGAGCCAGGAACAAUCCCUCCGUAACAUACAAGUCACAACCAAGUUCGUGUGGUAAUCGGAAAUGGUAGAAUUCUCCCUAGCUACGGCGGCGAAUUUCAUUGACGAGGACGACGAGCUCGACGAAGAGCCAGGGGAAGUUGUCGAGUCAGCGCCACCUCUGAAAGUGGGAGAGGAAAGAGAAAUUAAAUGUAGCGACGGCACUAGCUUCAAGAAAAAGCUUCUCAAGCGUGGCAAUGGUUGGGAGACACCUGAGCUCGGCGAUGAAGUCACUGUUCACUAUGCCGGUAGUCUACUUAAUGGAGCCAAUUUUUUUUCGACUCGGGACGAAGAUCAGCCCUUCACUUUCAAGCUUGGCCAAGGGCUACUUGUUUCUGGCUUGGAUCAUGGGAUUAUUACAAUGAGUAAAGGUGAAACCUCAUUGUUCACAUUUCCUCCCGAACUGGCUUAUGGAGUAGCAGGCACUGAUGGUGUUCCUCCACAUGCUGUAACUCUGUUUGAAGUAGAACUCAUCUCAUGGAUCACAGUGGUAGAUGUUUGCAAGGAUGGCGGUAUUAUCAAGAGGAUUAUGGGGAAGGGGGACCUUACUGGGCCUCCUGGCGAUUUAGAUGAAGUUGUAGUAAGGUACACAGCAAUUGCUGCUGAUGGAAAAAUUGUUUCAAGAACAGCUGAGGAAGGAGUAGAGUUUUACAUCAGAGAUGGUCAUUUUUGCCAAGCAUUGCCCAAAGCAAUUAAGACAAUGAGAAAGGGGGAGAGAGUGAAUUUAAUUGUCCAGCCUCAAUAUGCCCCUGGCGAUGGGGUUAAGGAUUCUACCUGCAGCUUCCCUUUGAGCAUAGAUCUGGAGCUGGUAUCCUUCAAACCUGUUAUAGACGUGACCGGCAAUUUAGGAGUUCUAAAGAAGAUUUUGAAAGAGGGGGAAGGAACUCAGACUGCAAAUGAAGGCGCAGCUGUUAGUAUCAGGUAUUCAGCAAUGCUUGAGGAUGGCAGUUUGUUUGAGAAAAAAGGUUUUGAUGGAGAGGAUCCCUUUGAGUUUACAGCAGCUGAAGACUUUGUGAUGGAUCGCCGCUCUGUGAUGAAUAAGGUCGCCGCGAAGGCAAAGGCGGAGCUGGCCGCCAAGGAGGCCGCAACGAAGGCGGCUAUAAGUGGUGAUUUGCCAAAGAAGCCACCCCCCAGUCGAAGAAAAAGCGGCCGGCGGAUGAUUCCCAGAAAAAGCUGACUGAGGCCGGCAUGCAACCCGCCAAGAAGUCCAAGAAAGCUUCGCCUUCCUCCGUUGCCGACGAGGUCGGCACUCUGACCGUCCCGAUUGUGGACGAAGGGGGAUCCGGUGCUGCUGUUGCCCUUGUGGAUCUUACCUCUGGUCUCUCCGGCGAUGUUUCUCAACCCCUCCCCCUCGCCCAGGGGUCCCGGCCGAAGCGGUCCAGCAAGGAGGUGGCUACGGCCACUUAUAAGAUUGAGGUUGAAUACCCCAAGGAUGGGGGUGUCUUCAACGAUGGCGUUGACGGCCAUGAUGUGCUCUCUCAGGCCAUCCCGGCCAAGGACCGGACUUAUCUUAACAAGCUCGGCGAUGUGAAGAUAUACGACAGGGGGAUGGACCUUGUCGUCCAGGGUGCCUUUAUGCUCAUGGAGAGCAACAAGAGGCAGCAACGGGAGAUUGCCCGUUUGAAAGAGUUUGAGCAGAAGGCAGCUUCGGCCGAUGAGGCCAUGAGCUGCUUGGGAAGGUUGCGAGAGGACUUUGCGGCCUUGCAGAAGAGGGUCGACGAGGCCGAUGCAGCCAAGAACGAAGCCCUGGCCAAACUUGCUGAAGAGAGGGAUGCCCGUGAGGCUGAUCGUCGGCGGGCCGAUGAUGCCGAGAAAGCCAAAGCCGAGGCUGCAGCGGUGAAGGCCGCUGAUGCUGCUGUUGAGAAGUUCCUGGCCGAGGGCUGGAAAGCCGAUGAGCACUUGCCCUGGUGUUAUGAGGUCGUGGCGGCCAAGCUCGAGGACUGGGGGCAAAAUUCCCCUGCCGGCCAAGAGUAUUUUGUGCGCGAGAUGUCCGUGUAUUACAACAUGGGCCAGCAUCGGAUGCAAAGGCUCCUCUAUCGGCGGCUGAGUCGUGCCUUCAAAGCGCUGAACUAUACCCGGGGGUGGGCCAGACGGAACCUGCAGCUUCCCAAGCUGAUGAAGGAUCCGGAGGAGCAGGUUAAACUUCCCCUUUCUGACAUGCAGGCUCCGAUAGAAAGCUCUGGCCUCGGCGAACCAGACUAUGGUGAGGAUGAUGUCCUGGCUGAUACCGCCACUUCCGUUGUAGAAGCCAGCUCAGAUGCCGAGGCCGAGGAUGAUGCCGAGUUCAUCGUUGAUCAGAACGUUGCGGGUCAGGCUGCCGAUGAGGGCGUUCAGGAGGCUUGAUCGGCCAUAACUUAUUUUGUCUUGUAAUUAGUAAUAGUUUUUUGUUUUUCCCGUCUGAAUGUAAUGGCCGAAGCGCC
Molecule: messenger RNA, 2488 nt
Organism: Cuscuta europaea
Lineage: Eukaryota; Viridiplantae; Streptophyta; Magnoliopsida; Solanales; Convolvulaceae
Source: the annotation of a GenBank genome assembly